AUGCUAUCGGUGCUGCGUUCUUUAGCCGCGGCGCCGGCCCGUCAGAUUGCCGUGCGUAGUGUUUCCACAGAGCCGGCACCCGCUCCGAAAGGGAUCGCUACAACAGGAACACCGUUUUUGGAGACGUCCUCCACCGCAGAAUAUGCGCUGGCUCGUCUUGACGAUGUAAUGAAUAUGGUGCAGCGUACAUCUCUUUGGCCACUUACCUUCGGUCUUGCUUGUUGCGCCAUUGAAAUGAUGCAUUUCGCUGCUCCUCGUUAUGAUAUGGAUCGUUACGGAGUGGUUUUCCGUGCCUCACCCAGACAGACUGACCUGAUUUUUGUUGCGGGAACUGUGACGAAUAAAAUGGCUCCGGCUUUGCGAAGGAUUUACGAUCAAAUGCCUGAAGCUAAAUGGGUAAUAUCAAUGGGUUCGUGUGCCAACGGAGGUGGAUACUAUCACUACGCAUACUCGGUGCUUCGAGGAUGCGAUCGUAUUAUACCGGUUGACAUCUAUGUUCCUGGAUGCCCACCUACUGCUGAGGUUGGUGUGUUAAUGUUUUUCUUUGUCUAA
Molecule: messenger RNA, 552 nt
Organism: Ostertagia ostertagi
Lineage: Eukaryota; Metazoa; Nematoda; Chromadorea; Rhabditida; Trichostrongylidae
Source: the annotation of a GenBank genome assembly